Scheffersomyces coipomensis is the source of this 1917-nucleotide messenger RNA. RefSeq lists its product as uncharacterized. The coding region runs from base 1 to 1917 and encodes 638 amino acids. The record is from RefSeq and is a predicted model, not a curated record. NCBI's taxonomy places the organism in Eukaryota, Fungi, Ascomycota, Pichiomycetes, Serinales, Debaryomycetaceae. The transcript has a single exon.
AUGACACGUAUAACUCGUUCACAGUCAGACAUUUUUAAGUUCAUUAAUAAGUUCAUGGAAAAAUUGCCAUAUGAAGUGAUGUUUAUUAUUUUAGAACAAAUACCAAUGAGUCAUUUGGUUACUUUUCUUUCGUUCUAUCAUUUACCAAUAUUACGACAAUUUGUUAUUACCUUAUAUUUCAGGCAAAGAAUUAUUUUAAACUUGGACAGUUCUACUUAUCCAAAAGUUCCUAUACAAUAUGAAGUAGAAGAUCUUGAUCAAAAUGGUGAAAGUAAUUGUAUCCGAUAUCUGUAUGAUGGUAAUUCUCCUUUUAUUGGUAUUCAUGAUAAAUAUGAAUAUGACUAUGAAGAUGGCGAUGUAACUAAUACCAAAGUAUUUAACCUGACUCAUACCAAUAAAUACCAUCCGUACUUCUUAAGCAAAGAAUCUUUCAACCAACACAAAAAAAACACCUUAGGUAAACCUCAUAAAGUAUUGAAUAGUAUAUGUUUUAAAAAUAAACAAGUAAUUGAUAAAAUUUUAAGUUAUGAAGAUUUGAUAUUUAGGGAAAUUCAUAUCAUUUCGACAGCUUCUACAUAUUUUGGAUUGCUUAAGCGGGAUAGUUCGAAGAGUAUUAUUAAUAAUAGUGAAAUGGUACUUUUAACUUUGACAAAUGGAGAAGGACUUUAUUGUCGAGAAACUGAUGUGAAAUUGAAUAAGAAUGAAAAUAAUUUCAAUGUCAAACUUCAAUAUCAUCUGGUUUGUGCAAUAGGGAAAACAAACUUGGUAGAGUUGAACAUUAAUUGUGAAAUUCCAAAAACGAUUUGGAAUCACAUGGAACAUGAUCAUAUUUUAGGAAAAGAAUCAUCAUUAAGACUUGGAAACAAUUUAAAAAGGUUAUCAAUUACACAUAUGUCUUAUUUCCCAGUCCAUAUUAUAGAAUUUCCUAAAGGAUUACAACAGUUGACAGUUAAAAAGGUCCAGUUUGACCCUUACUCAUUAAUUCGAUGUUCACUUCCAAGUUCAAUAAUAUAUUUGAAUUUGACUGAUUGUCUUUUAAACAGCUAUUAUUGUAUCUUUGUUCUUAUUCUGAACAAAUUACCUAACUUGAAACACUUUAUUCUUUCUGAUAAGUUUUAUAAAACUAAAAGAAGUGAAAAGAUAUUUAAAGAAGUUUUGGGUAUGCUUAACCUCGUCAAUCAAUUUAGUUGGCCAAAGGGUUUAGAAACCAUUGAACUUGACUCGGUUCUUGAGAACGAACAUAUGAAUAUUUUAGAAAAUACCAAAUGGCCACAGAAUCUUAAAAAACUAACAAUUGCCAUUUCAUCGGCUUAUGAGUAUAUUUCAAAUCAAAUUAAUGAUUUGCCAGAAUCUUUAAUAGAGUUAAAGAUUGUGAAACCAUUGCAAGGAAAAACUGAACGUGCAAUAGCACCAACAUACUUUCCACAAAAUUUACAAAGGUUGGUUUUAUAUGGACUUCUGUUCAACUAUACCUUAACAAGUCUUCCUGAUACUCUAAUUGAUUUAAACAUUAAACAAUGUACUCGAAUUCAAUUCCCCGUACUCAGGUUUCCUUCAAAAUUGAAAUAUUUAAGUAUCGAAAACUGUCAAUUGACAAAUUUGAAUGAAUAUCAAUAUUGGGAAGAUUUACAGGAAUUGAAAUAUUUAUCAUUACAUUCUAAUGGGAUUUAUAGUUUAACCUAUUGGAUUCCCCCUCCCAACUUGACAUAUUUAAUUUUGACUUACAAUAGGAUUCGCUAUAUAACAAGUGAGUGUUUGAUUUUCAGUGAGCAUUCUACAACACUCUUGCCUCAUUUAGUUGGAUUAUAUUUGUUGGGUAAUGGUUUCCGCUCAUAUCCAACAGAUAUAAUAUUGCCUGGAAAUGUUGACCCAAAUACCAUACUUGCUUCUCUUCCCUAUCGUAAUGAUGACAAGUAA